AUGCCAGCUACGAUAAACGGGAUUGUAAACGGAACACUCGUUGGAGCUUUGGAAGAAAGGGCUGUAUCACAUAAAAUCCGUGAUAUUAUCAAUAAGGCCAGAAGCGAUGGAAAGUCCGUUCACUCGUUUGGCUUCGAAAGUCAAACUGAGGACAGUCAGCGGCUUACGACAUCACUGAAGCCCAAGCUGAAGUCUGACCGUCUAAGCGAAAAGUCGGCAGAACCUCCUACAUGCGAUAACAAAACUCAGAGGACUUCGGUCAGCGAUGCCGCAACUCAGGCCGACAGAGACCUGCUGACAAACUCAGAGACUCUUCGUGACUUUGCUGAACCCACGGAAGCAGAAAUUUCAAAGCCUGAUAUUUCGUCCCCCCGAAAAGAAGUGCACGUGUCUAUAGAAACUCCUAAUACGAAAAGGGGGCUCAAAUCUGACCAUGUUGCAGCGAUUUCGCGAAAGGCUCAGACGCAACGUCCCAUGGAAUUUGAUGAUCAACACAGCAGCGACGACGAUGACGUGGUUCCACGAAAGUGGUCGCCGUCGAAACCAGCGGUGUCGAACAUUAGAAAAACGAUUCAAGAAGCAAAAGCUCAUCCGGAAUGGAUUCUACGUGAUGAAAAGCGCGAGGAUACGAGGUCGCCCAGGAAUGUGCGACGAGUUUUGGCCAGUCCACUUGCCAACAACGUUGAGUUCAUGGUCGAAAAGAAGAGUGACCAACGAAAACCUGUAGCUGGGACGUCUCCCGUCUACUCGAGCGCCGUCUCUAGCACGGAGGCGAAGAAACACUCAGAGUCGUUUGAAGACUCGAUCAGCGACCUGUCCAGUGAAACACCUGGUUCCGCCUACAGCGUUGCACUGGAUGUAUGUUCAGACAGUUACGGAAACUGGACGUCGAACAACGCCUUUAUCCCGCCGUUUCGAGACGAUCGCUUUUUCAGAAGUGGAAAAGCGGUUAUGCUGCCUGCGAAUCCACUUCUACCGCCUGGUCAGAAAGAUUCGCCUGAAAGAAGACAGUCAGGCAAGGACAAGUCACCCGAACCAUCACGCAGAAGCGAGAAAGAAGGUGAUGUAGAGAAUAUGAUGAACGAAUCAAAGUUGCUGAAAAAUCGCAGCUCACCUGUAUCAGGCAUUGAACUGUCUGGCCUCAACGAAAUGCAUACGAAUUCCGCGUUGAUGUACAGCAAAGAGGUCUCUUGGAGAGCGCAAAUGAGGAAAGAGAUAUUCUUGCCUGGGGAGAUUUGCGACGAUGAAAACACGCUAAACAUGAUCUUUCACCAACUGUGUGCCGAUUGCUUCGGCAACAUCGACCCUCUGCGGUUGGACUUAAAGGAACGCAAUGAGAUCGUGCAGGUUUUAGAGAGCAACGGAAUCAACAUGCAGAAUUAUUCACAGAAACAGGUCAGUCGUGCCAUCAAGCAACAAGUGCUGCAGAUUUCUCGACGUCUGCCGAUCUACUUCAGCCGCAUUUACACCGUAAAGUCUGAGAAACAUGUCGAACCGAUGCCUCAUUGUUUGGCCAUAUCAGAGAACGGAAUCUGGUUGCUGUACAGAAUGGCGGACGGCAGAAGGAAAGUUGUACGAAACUUUCCAUUUGACGACGUCGAAAGCGCGAAAUCAAAACGUUCCACGAUCACCCUGACGCUGUGCAACGGAAUGAAGGAAGUAUUCGAAACGAGAGACGCGGCGGAGGUCGCAGAGCUGAUCUGCCAAUUUCUUUACGGCCCAAACCAGGUGAGUUUGCUCUACAAGCAAGGGCUAUAG
Soboliphyme baturini is the source of this 1758-nucleotide messenger RNA. The record is from the annotation of a GenBank genome assembly. NCBI's taxonomy places the organism in Eukaryota, Metazoa, Nematoda, Enoplea, Dioctophymatida, Soboliphymatidae.